Molecule: messenger RNA, 978 nt
Organism: Hemisphaericaspora subhashii
Lineage: Eukaryota; Fungi; Ascomycota; Pichiomycetes; Serinales; Debaryomycetaceae
Gene: RPN8
Product: proteasome regulatory particle lid subunit
Exons: 1
Coding region: 1-978 (325 amino acids)
Biological process (GO): proteasome-mediated ubiquitin-dependent protein catabolic process
Cellular component (GO): proteasome complex; proteasome regulatory particle
Molecular function (GO): metallopeptidase activity; protein binding
Source: RefSeq, a predicted model, not a curated record
AUGUCCACGUCAGUAACAACAUCUAGUGAAUUAACAUUCUUAAAUAAGACAAUUGCUGUAUCGCCCUUGGUGUUAUUGUCAGUUGUCGAUCAUUACAACCGUGUUUCCAAAGAUUCUAAAAAGAGAGUAGUUGGGGUGAUAUUGGGAGACAAUUCCAGUGACACUAUAAAUGUUACCAAUUCAUAUGCAAUUCCAUUUGAAGAAGAUGAAAAGAAUCCAAGUGUUUGGUUUCUAGAUCAUAAUUUCAUUGAUUCAAUGGGAGAAAUGUUUAAAAAGAUUAAUGCUAAAGAAAAAUUAAUUGGUUGGUAUCAUUCAGGUCCAAAAUUAAAACCAUCUGAUUUAAAAAUAAAUGAUGUAUUUAGAAGAUAUACUCCUAAUCCGUUAUUAUUAAUUGUGGAUGUUCAACCUAGAGAGGUUGGUAUUCCAACUGAUGCAUAUUUUGCAGUUGAAGAUAUCAAGAAUGAUGGUUCAGCAGCUGAAAAGACAUUUGUACAUGUUCCUUCAUUGAUUGAAGCUGAAGAAGCGGAAGAAAUUGGGGUAGAACAUUUAUUAAGAGAUAUCAGAGAUCAAGCUGCUGGAACGUUAUCAUUAAGAGUAACUCAGACUUAUCAAUCUUUAUUAGGAUUACAUCAAAAAUUAAGAGAAAUUGCCAAUUAUUUGGAUAAAGUAUAUCACAAGAAAUUGCCUAUCAAUCAUACAAUUUUAGGUAAAUUACAAAAUGUAUUUAAUUUGUUACCAAAUUUGGCUCAACCUUCCUCAACUUCUUCGCCUUCUUCUAAUCCAAAUCCAUUAGCUACUGCUUUUACUGUAAAGACAAAUGAUGAGCUUAUGAUUGUGUAUAUUAGUACAUUGGUUAGAGCAAUUAUAGCAUUCCAUGAUUUGAUUGAAAAUAAGUUGGAGAAUAAGAAAUUGAAUGAAAAUAAAAGUAAUGGUGGUAUUUCUGAAAAAUCUGAUGGAAUAGUGGUUGAUACGGAAUAG